GACGUGGUGCGUCGUUCAGCUGUCAACCGGCGGUUCAAUCGGAUGAUCCCGGGCGGGCGGAGCCAAGCAGGAGGAAAUGGUCCAGUUGGCUGGCUGCUUCAAGAAAACCGGCUCCGAGCAUCCAUACCCGGCAGUUUGAUCGUACAUCUUCGGUGCUUUCAGACCGUUACUACAACAGCAAUCGGGCAAAAAAACAUCAUUGAUUCGCUGGAAAACGUCAACAUUUGUCGCUAGCGAACGUUGCUCAUAAACCAAGCAACGCUUGUAUGCUGCAGUUUUCUAGAAAACACCUGUGAACGCCUCGGAGAUUAAAUAGCCGCACGGGUGCAGGAUGGAGACGCAGAUACAUGUGCCCGUCGGGUCGCCGGUAAUUAGAAAAAUCCCCAUUUCCGUGGACGAACACAACGUGACGGAGGGAGCGAUGAAGCUCAUUAAACAGCUGAGACCUGCGUGGGACACGAGCAACGUAAAAACCAAGCUCUUCACUGAUGGAACCACCAACAAGCUGGUGGGCUGCUACGUGGAGGACAGUCCAGAAGACGUGGUCCUGGUGCGAGUAUACGGCAACAAGACGGAGCUGUUUGUGGACCGAGACAAUGAGCUCAAAAGCUUUCAGGUGCUACAUGCUAAUGGAUGUGCUCCUCGCCUCUACUGCAGCUUUCAGAACGGCAUCUGCUAUGAGUUCAUGCAGGGGGACGCACUCGGGACGCAGGAUGUCAGAGAUCCUUCCUUGCUCAGACUGAUAUCCAGGGAGAUGGCUCGUAUCCAUUCCAUCCAUGCACACAAUGGCUGCGUCCCCAAACCCAACCUCUGGCUCAAGAUGCGAAAAUACUUCUCCCUUGUGGCCACAGAGUUCACCGACCAAGCGUCCAACGUCCGAAUCCAGCAGGAAGUCCCCAGCAAGGCGGUGCUGGAGCAGGAGAUGGUGUGGAUGAAGGAGCAUCUCUCCACUCUGGGCUCCCCUGUGGUGCUCUGCCACAAUGACCUGCUCUGCAAGAACAUCAUCCACAACAGCAAAGAGGGUCAUGUUCGCUUUAUAGACUAUGAAUACUCCAGCUACAACUAUCAGGCCUUCGACAUCGGCAACCACUUCAAUGAGUUUGCAGGAAUGGCGGAGCUGGACUACGGGCUGUACCCCAGUCGGGAGAUGCAGAUGGACUGGCUCAAAGUGUACCUGCAGGCGUACAAACUCUUCACCAUGAAAACAGAGGAGGUCAGCCCGCGGGAGCUGGAGACACUCUAUGUACAGGUCAACAAGUUCGCUCUGGCUUCUCACUUCUUUUGGGGCUUCUGGGCGCUCAUCCAGGCCAAAUACUCCUCCAUUGACUUUGACUUCCUCGGGUACGCUGUGCUACGUUUCAACCAGUACUUCAAGACCAAACCUGCAGUUAUGGCCCUGCAAAUCCCAGAAUGAGAGGAGGAGCGACAGCUGAGAGAAGACCGGAUUGAGGGUGGAACAGGUUUUAUGCUGUGACGUCCUGUAGGGUGGGAACUCUUCUCUGUGAGCCAGCUGUUGAUGGACCACUGCUUGGUCUUACUCUUUCAUCACAACUCUGGCUCAAGAAUGAUAAAACUUCCAUGGGUUGUGUGUAUGUGUGUAAAUGAGAGAGAGAGAGAGUGUUUAUGCUCAUGUAUGUUAGUGUUCUUAAUUUAUCUUGAUAAAAAACCCAACGUGUUUCUUUCCCUCUGAGAGCAACUGAGCACGGCAUAGUGAGCACGGCAGCCUACAUUUAGGGGUAGAGAUCACAGACGUGCUUUAAUAUCUGUCACUCUGGCCUAAAAUGUUUCACAGCGCUGGAAAUGAAGUUCCAAAGAGGGACAAGACUGUUGAAGGUUUGAUGCUGACAUUUACAGGUUGUCCUACUCUCUGUGUUUAGAAACUGACUACAGAGGCAUUUCACCUGUGAUUCCUCUGUGUGUGUGUGUGUGUCUGUGUGGACACCAUUCAUCCUCUGCAGAUAUUUUAACACUUUGACGUUGAUAUGUGCGCCCUCUCUCCUUUUUCUUUCCUCCAUCUUUUGAUGCCAAGUGCUCGUAGUUGCAGUAUUUCUGCACUGCACUUCCCAGAGAUCAACUGUGCAUCAAACACUGCGGGCGGUUCAUCUCUCCUCUGAUUUUGCUGAUAUUUUUCUGUUGUUGCAGUUUGAGCCUCUGUCAGUUAUUCCAAGCAAGCUGCUGCUGCUGCUAUUAGACGUAUAAAGCGAACUGUUCUGUGUGCUAGUGGACUUUUCCCCUGAAAGGACCUACCAGACACGGAGUGUGUGGGUCAGCAAAAGGAAAAGCUCUCCAUACACUGGCUGAAGGUUGCAUCACUAUUGUGUUAUAGCAAUCAGUGAUAGAGAGUAGCUAAAUGUGCAUUUAUUUAUUCAUGUAUGUGAAGACAUUAACAUCUCAGGUGAAACAUCUCCUCAGUGUGUGUUGCUUUGUGUUGACCUGGGAAGGGAUGUGAAGCAGGAGGGCGAGCUACGUGUUGGGUAAAGAGAGGGCACCUGUGUAAACGUCACUCUAAACUCUGUGUGCAUCUCUGCCCUCAAACUGUUUUCCACCUUCUUGACUUUUAUGGUUGCAGCGAAUCGCUCCGUUAAACUUUCCACUUAAACUUUCCGGACCUCUUGGAAAAACACAACCUCCGUCACCCCCCCACCCCCCCAUCCUUCCCUCCUGUAUGCCCUCCUGUGUCUGCUCCCUCCUCACAUUACUAUCUUUGAUCUCCUCCCACCACGGUUGGGUUACAUAUCUCGCUUGAGAUUGAAGCAGUAGCACCUGUUCAGAGACUGCUCUCAGCCCCACACUGUAAUCCAUUCACAUGCCAGAUUUGGAGCUAACAUUUUGUCAAUAAUAAUCAGACAUUGCACAAGUUAUAUCUGGGG
This is a messenger RNA of Etheostoma cragini (Arkansas darter), 2870 nucleotides long. RefSeq names its product ethanolamine kinase 2 (gene etnk2). The record is from RefSeq and is a predicted model, not a curated record. The transcript has 9 exons. Gene Ontology annotation, molecular function: ethanolamine kinase activity. Gene Ontology annotation, cellular component: cytoplasm. Lineage: Eukaryota; Metazoa; Chordata; Actinopteri; Perciformes; Percidae. The coding region runs from base 332 to 1414 and encodes 360 amino acids. Gene Ontology annotation, biological process: phosphatidylethanolamine biosynthetic process.